This is a messenger RNA of Folsomia candida, 2017 nucleotides long. RefSeq lists its product as uncharacterized. The coding region runs from base 660 to 1964 and encodes 434 amino acids. The record is from RefSeq and is a predicted model, not a curated record. NCBI's taxonomy places the organism in Eukaryota, Metazoa, Arthropoda, Collembola, Entomobryomorpha, Isotomidae. The transcript is spliced from 7 exons.
GACAGACAGACAGACAGACAGACAGACGGACAUGACAAUUACAUAAGCCCUGGUUCGGGCUAAAAAUUAAUUCGAGAAUCGAGAGCACGAAAUGUCAUUGACAAUUUUUGUGCGGUUUGUUUCUGGGCGACAGUUUGUGCGACGCACACUGGUUCCAAAUGGUACCAGGGUUUUCGAAAAUUGAAGUUUUUUAGGCGUCGAAGCAAUUGUCGCAACCUUGUAAUUAUUACUAAAGUUGUCAAGCAUUGAUUGACAAGCAACCUUGACUGAAGUCAUGUGGUACGAAAAAGUGUAAAUACUGUGCUCGAAUACCGUGCUCGAAACAAGGGGAAAUGACCUUGGGUCAUUUUAAUGAAUAAAGGUUUCACUGAGGUGCGAAUGGAACGAGUCCAAUUUUGGCUAAUCAAUCAGUUUAAUUUUUAUUAAACACAAACACAAUUGGUGACUUCUGCACAAUACAAAUGCGAACACUUUCUCCCAUUCUUUAUAUAGAUAUCUACAAGUAUGUCUUUAUCUAUGUCAUCAUCAUUUCUUGUAUUGUGUAAUUUACAUUAUUGUGUAACUGUUGUAACAAAUUAACGCAAAUUCAUCAUACUUAUUUCGUCAUUUGUAUGCCCAACAAAUUGCGGAGCAUGAAAAUCAUCAUAAACUCUUAGAGCAUGUGGAAAUUUAUUAACGCGAUUCUCUUCUUUUUGGUGGGUGUGGUUUUAAGUGACACUGAAUUUUGCGUGAAAACUAAUUACGAGCCAAUCUUCUGGCUCAACGCUUCCCACUGUCCAUUUGGAGUCUUAUUUCCAGAACCUGUCUUUGUGGACUGUUUCUCCACGACGGAGACGGGCGAGAUCUUAGCUGAUGUGUGCUCAAGUACACCCGUCGACGGGAGUUCUACCCCGAUCAAAUUUCAAUACAUCCCUGAAUUCAAUGGAGGACCCAUUGAGGACAAGACGUGCAACACCCUUGAAGCUUGCGGUUCGAAAGGACUGCAUCCUGCAAACUGGACGUCGGCGAUAAGGCCACCAGCUCCUCCCUUCGUGGAGCUGGAAUGGCCAGAGGGGGCGGAGACGGGAGGGAACUAUACGGCGGAUGCCACCGUCUUUAAUCAAACCGAACGGCUAUUCAGACACCUUCUUGGUUUCGUGGAUGCGGACGAAGGCCCCGCGUCCCUCCGCCUCGUUACACUCCUCAAAAAAAGCUUCCAAAUCAUGACAAAGUUUUGUGGCGAGAAGAAAUUUGUUCCUCCUGAGUUUGGCCAGGAUGUGGAACAGGGCUUUCUCUUUCUUCUGGCCGAAUCUAUAUGGUCAAAACUAGUGGACAUUCCCCUGGAGGACUUUCGUAGAGUCGACACUGCGCUCAAUCACUGCUUGAACCAGAAAAAACCCUUCAGGUUCCUGGGAUCCAGUUGUAAGCGUUUUCCAAUGAUUAACGCAAUCAACUACACUCGCACUGGAGAGUUGAUCCCUUAUAAAUUCGACGAGUUUUCCUGGACACCGGACAAGUACGACAUUGCCGCGGACGUGUCCUGGACGGCGAUGGACUUUGUUCACGGCUUGUGUUAUGGUACAUUUAAAGAACAUGUCAACAGCCAUCACCUGUACCAACAAGCCAUGGAACGCCUCUUUCUUCCAGAAAUCAUUUACCGAUGGGACAAACCCAUACGCCUGGCUCGACAAACCGUGUGGGAUAAUUUUUUCUCUGCCAACGUACGAAGUGCCAUUAGAAAUUUAGAACAUUGUGUUCAAGCUGCUUAUUAUGACGCUCCAUUCCUCCAUCGACUGGAGAGAAUGCUGCUCAAAUUUACAGGAGGGUCCUCCAACGCCACCGACUCUACCAGGAAACGCAGAAGAAGACGAGGGACCUCCAUCCUUCCGAAAUACGAGCAAGUGCAAUUCUACUGCUUUAAUGACGCCACAGAACGAGACGAAACAUUGGAGCAAGUGAAAACCAGCUCCUGCAACUCUGCAUAAUAAAUAAAUUCUUAUAAAUAUAAAUGAUGAGUAAAGUUGAGCAUUUCAUAAAA